UCUUCCUCAAACUUCCGCAAACUCUUUUAGUCAUUCGGUCAGUAAUCAUGUCCAACAAUAACGCUAGCAGCAGUAGUGUGGCCGUGGCGACCAAAGCAGUCAAACAGCUCAGACUAGAGGCGAAAAUACGAAGAAUUAACGUUUCUCAAGCUGCCACAGACCUGAAGAACUUCUGCCUGCAAAAUGCCCAUAAAGACCCUCUUCUGAUGGGCGUCCCGUCCAGCGACAACCCCUUCCGUCCGCCCAAAUCCUGCGGGCUCCUCUGAGCGGAUCCUGCAGAGAGUCGACGAAGCUGUUUUUGAUGAUGCGUCUGUUUUCACCUUUACACUACUACAUAAAGACCCACACAAACACUACACAAAUGUAUUAUGUAUAAUAAUACUUUGAUUAUGCUGAACUUACACUGUAUGGCAUGGUACGGUCCGUUACUGUAUUUACGUUUCUGAAAAUGUAUCACCCAUAACACACUGCAAUUUCAUGUACUAAACACUAUUUUAUUUGUGAUGUGUAUAAAACAAAACCAGUUUGUUGAAGAUUGUAUGAAGGUUUCCCUGGUUUAUGUGGAAGGAAUUGAAGAAUUAGCUGACAUUAGCAGAUUUUUACUAUAGUUUUUACUAAUUUAUAGCCAGCAGACUUUGGCUUCAAGGUCAUUUUAAAGAAGCUUUGUGUCGAGAUUCAGUGUUGCACCGUUUCCCUGUAUCUGGCCCUUGUUGAACUGAUUAGGUGUGUUUGAUGAGGGAGAUCAUGAUCUACAUGAUCGCAAACUGAAUGAACAUGUUACGCUUAAAUCUUUUUGCCUUUAAAAUAAAGUGUUAUUGAUCAUU
This is a messenger RNA of Pimephales promelas (fathead minnow), 824 nucleotides long. RefSeq names its product guanine nucleotide-binding protein G(I)/G(S)/G(O) subunit gamma-5. Gene Ontology annotation, cellular component: heterotrimeric G-protein complex. Lineage: Eukaryota; Metazoa; Chordata; Actinopteri; Cypriniformes; Leuciscidae. Gene Ontology annotation, biological process: G protein-coupled receptor signaling pathway. Gene Ontology annotation, molecular function: G-protein beta-subunit binding. The record is from RefSeq and is a predicted model, not a curated record.